This is a messenger RNA of Dromiciops gliroides (monito del monte), 1153 nucleotides long. RefSeq names its product thymidine kinase 1 (gene TK1). Bases 74 to 778 code for a protein of 234 amino acids. Lineage: Eukaryota; Metazoa; Chordata; Mammalia; Microbiotheria; Microbiotheriidae. Gene Ontology annotation, molecular function: thymidine kinase activity; ATP binding. The record is from RefSeq and is a predicted model, not a curated record. Gene Ontology annotation, biological process: thymidine metabolic process. The transcript has 7 exons.
CGCGGGAACCGUACCCCCGGGAGUACAGCCGAGCUGACUAGGACACUGCUUCUCUGCUAGCUGCGGACUCAGGAUGAGCUGCAUUAAUCUGCCCACCGUGCUGCCCGGCUCCCCCAGCAAGAUCCGGGGGCAGAUCCAGGUGAUCUUGGGCCCCAUGUUCUCUGGCAAAAGCACAGAGCUCAUGCGAAGAGUCCGGCGAUUCCAGAUUGCCCAGUACAAGUGCCUCGUGAUCAAGUAUGCCAAAGACACUCGAUAUGGCAAAAGUUUUUCCACACAUGACCGGAACACUAUGGAAGCACUCCCAGCCUGCUUGCUUCGGGAUAUAGCCCAGGAUGCUCUGGCUGUGACUGUCAUUGGCAUUGAUGAGGGACAGUUUUUUCCAGACAUUGUGGAAUUCAGUGAAACCAUGGCAAAUGCUGGGAAGACUGUGAUUGUAGCUGCACUGGAUGGGACCUUUCAGAGGAAGGCAUUUGGGAAUAUCCUGAACUUGGUGCCACUGGCAGAGAGUGUGGUGAAACUGACAGCAGUGUGCAUGGAGUGCUUCAGGGAAGCUGCUUAUACCAAGAGACUGGGGGUGGAGAAAGAGGUUGAAGUGAUUGGUGGUGCUGACAAAUAUCACUCUGUGUGUCGACUCUGCUAUUUCAAGAAAUUCUCAGGACAAUCUACUGGACCAGAGAACAAAGAGAACUGCCCCCUGAGUGGAAAGUUGGGUGACACCUCAAGCUGUCGGAAACUCUUUGCAGCCCAACAGAUUCUACAAUGCAAUUCAAACAACUGAAACAGUAGGGCUGUUCCUGGAACUGGCUUCGACUUGGGGAGCUAAAUUCAAGCACUCUUGGCCAUGUGUGUAUAUAUGGAGAAGUCACCUGGACCUGCUUCUCCCUUUCUAGCCACCCCACACCUAUAGCUGUUGCUUAUAUCCAUAGCAUGAUUCUGACUCCUCCAUAAAGCCCAGAAGAGACCUUAGAUAGGGGGGAACAGGAAAGAAGCUGUGCUUCAUAACUUGGAAAAACCCUUUUGAACCCAAGACUAUACUUUAUAACUUAAUUCCACCAUUCCCCUACUUAUUUACCAUCCUAUCCACCCUGCCCCCACAACUUCUGCUUGGCCUAUAAACAUUGGCAAUAAAAUCCCUCACCUUCCUUUCUUUGGC